Molecule: messenger RNA, 375 nt
Organism: Paraglomus occultum
Lineage: Eukaryota; Fungi; Glomeromycota; Glomeromycetes; Paraglomerales; Paraglomeraceae
Source: the annotation of a GenBank genome assembly
AUGACCUCUGCGCGAACACAAUUAAGAUCGAUAUCUGUAUCUGACAAAAAAUUGAACCUUGCCAUAUGUAACGCUCUUUAUCGUGAAGGUUUUAUAUCCUCGGUCACUCGGGGUGAUCAUCGCGGGCCGGCUAACGAGUUUGUGUCAAACACACCGGAGAACAUCUCCACGCGCCGAUUAUGGCUUGAAUUGAAAUACAGGCAGAACGAGCCCGUCUUGAAGAAAAUGAGCUGUGUUAGUAAAGAAAGGAUCGAGGCGCGUUUAUAUGAGUGUGGGAAAAUUGCAGAGGCGGAGAAGUGUUGUGCAGAAUUUGGUGAUGGAAUACGUGAAUUGACUGUGAACUUAAGUCAUGGACGUUACGGUCUAAAGGAGUAG